Molecule: messenger RNA, 888 nt
Organism: Pistacia vera
Lineage: Eukaryota; Viridiplantae; Streptophyta; Magnoliopsida; Sapindales; Anacardiaceae
Product: general transcription factor IIF subunit 2-like
Biological process (GO): transcription initiation at RNA polymerase II promoter; transcription by RNA polymerase II
Cellular component (GO): transcription factor TFIIF complex
Source: RefSeq, a predicted model, not a curated record
UCUCUCUUAUGGACGAACCCGCCAAUCAUCGCAAUACCGGUUAUGGUGGAGUUGUUGAUACAAGGCAGGCAGAACGAACAAUGCUUCUAAUGAAAUGUCCUGCAUUGGUCUCUCGCUCUUUUCAGCCUCCUUCCAAUGGCCCUUCUCGCCAUGUGGCCAAACUUUUCAUCUCCAUCGACCCCCUUCUGCCCAUGGAUGACAAAACUUCUUCUCAGUUUAUGAUUUUUCAAUGGGAAGAUUUCUAUGAGGGAAACAUAUUGAAGUUGGACAUGAGACCUCUUCAUGAAACAUGGAAAAACUGAAAACGCUGCCGUGAACGAACAAAAAAGUAUACGACCAAAAGUAGACAGAUACAGGUCAUUGAUAAUGACACUGGAAGUCAUAUGCGACCUAUGCCAGGGAUGAUGAUUCCUCUUGGAUUUACUGAAAAGAAGAAAGCCCCGGCUAAAGCGUCUGAAGUGAAAAGAACAAGAAGGGACCGUGGAGAGAUGGAAGAUAUUAUGUUUAAGCUCUUUGAAAGGCAAUCCAAUUGGACUUUACGACAGCUAAUUCAAGAGACAGAUCAACCUGAACAAUUUCUGAAAGACAUUCUCAAAGAACUUUGUGUUUACAACAACAAGGGAACUAACCAGGGCUCGUAUGAGCUGAAGCCAGAAUACAAGAAACACGGCGAUGAAUCAACUCCUAAAUAGGUUCUUAGUAUGCCUUUGAUUAAUUACUUCGUUAAGUUAUCGAUUCAAGCUACUUUCUUGUCCAUAAAAUAUUUUCUUUUAUGUAUUUUUCUGUAAGCAGUAUUCAGGUAUAUUUUCAAAUGCAAUAGAGAAAUUUUGAGAUACAAACAAUGAGUCUUUCUAUUUUCUUAGGUUUAAUUUUCAAACCCUCGUUGAU